CCAGCGACGACAUUGGUUCGAAAUUAAAAAACAAAAAUUACAUAACAGGCUUUAUCAGAACAAUUAUUCUUUCAUAAAGCAUUCCAAAAAAUGCUCGCACAGCAAAUUCCGUUGUAAGCUUUGAAAGGGCUUUCAGAAAGACGCGAAACGACCAAAGUUUGAAAAUCCGCCUGAAUUAUUAUUAACGGAAAACACGAAUUAUGGCCCCUAUUAAUUAUUUUCACAGAAGUGGUCUCCGGCAUACUUUAAAGAAUCCCAAAAGUUACAUAAAAGAAAAUUUAUGUACAGCGGGCGUCUCUUGUUUUUUCGUCGAAUAAAAUGUCCGAAUUUGUUCCCAUAAAAGAUGCGGAAGCCCUCAGAGUGAUGAUUAAUACCCUUCCUGAGAACGACGCCAUCCAAGAGGCGGUAAAGUCAUUAAUAGCUCGAGAGCAACAGAAGAAUCCCCAGCGAUAUCAAUGCUUGCAACGGUUACCCCAAAAUAUUUCCCGAUGCUCGCACUACGCUUACCUGGAAGAUAUUUACGACUUGGUGCAAAGGGACGAGGAGAUCGACGAGGUCCUUUUUUUCGACCAACUGGGUCAAGAACUCAUCGCCUCGUCAUGUACAGAUCGCAUGGAAAGGGCGUUCAGAUGUUUGGGCGGCGACCUCAAAGAGUUUUUAACCACCCUCGACGGCGUUCACGACGUUCUCAAGUACCAGGAAAAUGUCAACGAAAUGGACCAUCACGAAACUGAAGCAGCUUUCGUUUGUAAUGCGAUUGACGAUACCAAUAUUCAACUGGACUUUACGACAGAACGACCCGUAGUAGCGUAUCUUUUAGCAGGCAGUCUCAAAGCGAUAGCGAGAUUAUUGUAUUCGACCCAUGCAGAAGUGAGAUUAACGCAAUGUUCGCAGGACAAGAAAUACUUCAGAUUUCACAUACAUAGGUUAAGGCCGCAUAACGAAUGCAACCAUCUGCGGCAGAACAUAAAGUCGACUUUGGAUGCGAAGGACAAUCUUCAAAUGGGCGUCCCUACAUUUUGUAAAGCAUUCCCUUGGCACUUUGUGAUAGACAGACGUUUGGAACUCGUACAAUUGGGAUCCGGUUUUAUGCGACUCUUCGGUCGUUUUCUAAAGACUUGUGGCACCUCCGUCGCUACUUACUUCGCUUUUAACCGACCACGAAGCAUCACGCUCUCUUUUAACGAAAUCGUGAAAAGAGCCAACACACCCUUUGUUCUCGCCUUAAAGAGGAUUCCUGGAGACCGCUUGUAUCAGGCAGAGAAUCUCGAACUCAAGGGCCAGAUGGUUCACUGCCCAGAAUCGGAUUCCAUCCUGUUUAUAGGAUCCCCUUUUAUCGACGGCUUAGAGGGUCUAACUGGAAGCAGUCUGUUUAUUUCCGAUAUUCCGCUGCACGACGCUACCAGAGACGUGAUACUGGUCGGAGAACAAGCUAGAGCUCAGGACGGUCUCCGAAGAAGAAUGGAUAAAUUAAAAAGCUCCAUUGAAGAGGGCAACCGCGCCGUAGAUAAGGAAAGGGAGAAAAAUGUUAGUCUCCUACAUCUAAUUUUUCCACCCGACAUAGCGAAACGCCUUUGGUUAGGUGAAACGAUCGAGGCAAAAACGCACGAAGACGUGACGAUGCUCUUCAGCGACAUCGUCGGCUUCACUUCGAUUUGCUCCACUGCCACCCCGAUGAUGGUGAUUAAUAUGCUUCAGGAACUAUACAAUCAAUUCGACGUAUUUUGCGGCCAGUUAGAUGUGUACAAGGUCGAAACUAUUGGUGAUGCCUACUGUGUUGCCGGUGGAUUACACAAGGACACUAGAACCCAUGUGCAACAAAUCACCUGGAUGGCGAUGCGAAUGAUAGAGACGUGUUCGUAUCAUCAAACCCAUGACGGCCAGCCUAUAAGAAUGCGUAUAGGAAUCCACACCGGUUCAGUAUUGGCUGGAGUCGUGGGUGUGAAAAUGCCCCGAUACUGCAUGUUCGGUCACAACGUCACUAUAGCAAAUAAGUUCGAAUCCGGAAGCGAGCCUUUGCGGAUAAAUGUCAGCCCCACAACGUACGAGCGGCUGAUUACGACCCCGGGCUUCUCCUUCGAACCUCGGGACCGUUCCUGUCUCCCGAAGGACUUUCCGUCCGGUAUUCCCGGGACUUGCCACUUCAUCAACGGAUAUAAACAUCCGGAGGUGCCCGAAGAAUGUUCGUUGGCGCAACAUAUUGAGGCGGGUUUAAAAGACAUCGGUCUCAGCGUAGAUUAAGUUCUAAUCACCUUAAGUUGGACAAACAAUGUUUCUGUUGUCUAGAACAAUGAUCCCGAGAGCAGCAUUUAAGUGAAUGCUGGCACGAAAUAUUUUCCUCCAUUAUGUAGGCUAAACUUGGAUCCGUGUGUUCCCAGUCUUUCAAAAAAUAUUCAUUAUAAUAAAUACCCUACAUUUCAUUGUCACGCUCUUCAAUAUUUUAGCUAUUUUUCAACUUUUUAUUUUUAGUUUUAUCAUACCUGGCUAAAAUUUUAAAGUCAUGUCGUCGUCGUUAAGGGCUUUCUACAGAAUAGAGCAGCAGGUGAUAUUAUAAGUCAAGAAGAUUGGUUAAAUUUCUAAAUUGGCAAAUAAUGGCGUUGAAAGAGAAAAGUGAAACUUUUAACAAAUCGUAACAAAUUUUUAAGCUGCUGAAAAAGUUAUUUGAUGUAUUUUGCAGAGUACAUUUAUCGUAGCUGAAGCACUAUGUAUUUUUUAUUAUCUACUAGCAAAUCAUUUCACAAGUUUGAUCAAUUUUUACAAAUAAUUUGGUUUAUUAUUGUAAAAACAUAUUUGCUCUUGCAACCGCUUUAUCUUUUUGACAUUUGCCUCCUGAUUCAUUCAACAAAUCUUGUUUCGAUUUCUAAUAUCAUCUGCUGUUCUGUGUUCUGAAACUCGGUAUGAAUACAAGUUGUUUCAAAAUUGAACAAAUAAAUCUUAAGGGCAUAUUUAUCAACCAACAAUAUAAAUAUCUGUCCUACCAUUUUUGUUUGUAAAAUAAAGAUUGACAAAUCAAGUAAAAGGUGGAGUAAAAGGUUUUUGAAUAACAAAUGAAAAAACCGAUUUUUUGUAUAAACUUUGACACCCCGUACCUCAAAAUCAAAGUAGAUUAGGAGACAGGUUUUUAUUGGAGACUUUUUCUAUGCCCUUAAGACCUUCGUCCUGAAUUAUGAAACACCCCAGCAUUAUCAGAAAACAAUCAUACGCCUAACUAAAUCUUCAUAUUGUUAUUAUUUAUAAUAUCAUAUCAUCAUAUUUAUCCUAUCAUGUUAUUUAAGUUGAUGACAUUAAAUUUUAAAAGUGGUUCACUCUUAAAUUUUGAAUUUGAUGUAACUUAUGGUUCUAAAGAUUAAGCUCUCAAGCAUAAUAUUACAUGUUUAUCAAGUUCAAUUAAUCAAUUUACUUCACUUGAUUAUUUGUAAUUUGCGAUUUAAAUAUUGUUCACCUAGUAGCGGGAUCAUCCAAAUUUAAAAUUCUAUUUGUAUUACAUUGCUGUGUAUAUUAUAACGAAAAAAUGUAUAUUGUAUUAAAUGUUGUAAAAAUAAGCUAUAAAUGCAAUAAAAUAGUCUAAACCUGUUACAAAAAUAAUAUAUUUUAAGAAAAGACCUAUAUUGCGAGGAUGUAAUAUUUGGUUUGUAAAUUUUUGAUUCGACAAAGAAUAUUUUCAGCUCCGAAACUUUACAACAGUUUUGGUUCGCUAAACACUUUAACACACUGCUAGCAAGUCCUAUCGCUGUGUUCUCCUACUUAGCAAUGUCAACAUCCAAAGAAACUGUCGAAAUAUUGCAUACAAAUUCCGAUAUUACUGGAAAUCACAAAUAGCAAAUAAACUGUCAAUAACCUUCUGACGUAAUGGUCAUUCAAAAAUUUGUAUAAAAUGUUGUAAUUCAUUUUGAUUCUAGGAUCCAAAAUAAACUAUUUUUAUGGCAUGCCGAGAGAGAAGUAAUUUAAUGUCGCGAUGCAACCACAGUAGCAGUGACUUAUUUAAAUAUUUGUAAAUAACUGUGUGAAGGUCUCCUUGUAGAUGUUUAGACUAUUUGCUAUUCUUGAUACUUGUUUUCCGUUUCCUCAAUCACUCUAUCAUCGAUAUCGUUUAGUAAUUACAAACAAGAGCCAUUUGGUCGAUAGUAUUUCUUUUCUACACGCCACAUUCAAAGGACAAAAACAAAAUUAUUUAUUGCAUUUUCGUGAAAUUUAGUCAACUGUAUUUCAAAUUUUGUUAAUUUAAAUAAGUUUGUAUAAUAUUUGUACUAAUUGUGCAGGAAAUUAAAGCGUUUGUUCUAAAAUUUUCAGAGUUAGGGUGUUACGAAUUUAACUUAGACUAUUUUAUAAAUGUUAAGCUUAUUCAGUGCAAUAAAGUAAAUUUUUAUGUACAUUUUAAAUACGUCUACUGUAAAGAAGCUUUCUUAUUGAAAUAAAACAUACGUG
Messenger RNA from Cylas formicarius (sweet potato weevil), 4425 nucleotides. It is a transcript of the gene Gycalpha99B, whose product is annotated as head-specific guanylate cyclase. Gene Ontology annotation, biological process: cGMP biosynthetic process; response to oxygen levels. NCBI's taxonomy places the organism in Eukaryota, Metazoa, Arthropoda, Insecta, Coleoptera, Brentidae. Gene Ontology annotation, cellular component: guanylate cyclase complex, soluble. The record is from RefSeq and is a predicted model, not a curated record. The transcript has 14 exons. Gene Ontology annotation, molecular function: heme binding; guanylate cyclase activity. The coding region runs from base 319 to 2241 and encodes 640 amino acids.